Messenger RNA from Aspergillus welwitschiae, 1530 nucleotides. Its product is annotated as Sodium/calcium exchanger protein-domain-containing protein. The record is from RefSeq and is a predicted model, not a curated record. The coding region runs from base 59 to 1228 and encodes 389 amino acids. The transcript has 4 exons. Gene Ontology annotation, cellular component: fungal-type vacuole membrane. NCBI's taxonomy places the organism in Eukaryota, Fungi, Ascomycota, Eurotiomycetes, Eurotiales, Aspergillaceae. Gene Ontology annotation, biological process: calcium ion transmembrane transport; intracellular calcium ion homeostasis. Gene Ontology annotation, molecular function: calcium:proton antiporter activity.
CUUCUACCUUCUGACAGAUGCUCAGCUUCUCGAUGGAACUUUCCUCGGUCACCAUUCCAUGAUGGCCUUCUUUAAAAAUGCCCAGGAGACGGGCUCACCUUCUCUUCUCGCCAGCGUCUGGCAUACUGUUGAGGUGACGUUUCUUUCCAGCUACACCAAUGUGCUCUUAAUAUUUGUAUUUCUGGGGAUACUGUCCGGCUCCCAAGAAUGGAAUCCCUCCGCCGUGUUUGUCCUGAAUUUCCUGGCCAUCUUCCCGCUGGCCUCGUUGUUGUCCUUUGCGACCGAGGAAUUGGCUAAAAGCGUCGGCCAGACGGUGGGAGGUUUGAUCAAUGCGUCUUUUGGCAAUGCCAUCGAAAUGAUCGUUGGAAUCACAGCCGUGAGUCAAGGAGAGAUCCAUAUGGUUCAAUCUUCGAUGGUUGGCUCAAUCCUGUCUGGCACUCUGCUGGUUCUGGGCUGCUGCUUCUUCGCCAGCGGCUAUGAUAAAGAGACAGUUCACUUUAAUGUGGAUGUGACGGGGAUCAUGUCGUCUUUGAUGAUAGUGUCAUCCUCCGCGCUCAUUAUCCCGUCAACCUUGUACUCCACGGCCCUUUACGCUGCUCCUGGUGGAAACGAGUAUAUUCUCCAUCUGUCGCAUAUCACUGCUGCCUUCUUACUGCUCUUCUAUUUUGUCUAUCUUUACUUCCAACUCAGCAGCCACUCUCACCUCUUCAGUAGCACCGAGGACGAGGAAGAAGAGGAGGAGCGCCAGCUAGGACCCCUCGCAGCUAGUCUCAUCCUGAUUGCCGCUACGCUGGGAGUGACUGUCUGCUCCGACUACUUGGUAGAAGGGGUAGACGGCUUCGUUGAAGCUUAUGGGGUAAGCAGGGCAUUCUUGGGCCUGAUUGUUGUGCCGAUUGUGGGCAACGCCGGUGAGUUUGCAACUACCGUCAAAGCAGCAAAGGAAGGGAAGGUGGAUCUGGCCAUUGGUGUGAUUGUGGGCAGCACGCUUCAAAUUGCAUUAUUCGUCACGCCGUUCUUGGUAUUGUAUGGAUGGGCUCUGGGUCAACCGAUGUCCUUGCGUUUCAACUCGUUUGAAACCGCCUGUUUCUCGCUGGCGGUGGUGGUGAUGAAUUGCCUAAUUCGGGAGGGUCGGUCGAAUUAUUUUGCAGGUGUCUUGUUAUGUGGAACGUACUUGAUUAUUGCGAUCGCCUUUUAUGUCCACCCAGACAUCGUCGUUCCUGGAGAGUAAACUCCCUGACAUCAGGUAUGGUAUCGGGUGGCCCGUCUACACAGGGAUAUGACACGUCAGCGGACGAUCUAUCAAUAUUUAUGUUAUAGAGUUGUUAUACCAAUACACCGUCUCUUAACGCGAUCAUUAUUCGACAUGUUGAAUACUUCUCUUGCCUUUAGGAAGGAAAUCCGACGGGCAAGGCAUGCUGCCGAGUAAUUUAGGCAGAAAUUACAGGCCAGCCAAGCGGGGAGGCCGAAGAUUACCGGCGGGGGUUACGCGGCUGCCAGUUUGCCCGUAUCAUCAAAACCAGCCAAUACGAG